AUGGACCCCAUCAAGUAUAUAUUCGAGAAACCAGCUCUUACCGGCAGAAUUUCCCGAUGGAAGAUGUUGUUAUCAGAGUACGACAUCCAAUAUGUCUCACAAAAGUCCAUCAAGGGAAGUGUACUAGCAGACCAUCUUGCUCACCAGCCAAUAGAGGAUUACCAACCGUUGAAGUUUGACUUCCCAUACGAGGACAUCAUGUUCAUCAAGGACUGUGAAACCCCUGAACCUAAUGAGGGACCUGAACCAGAAAAACAGUGGACUCUCAUGUUCGACGGUGCUUCAAAUGCUAUAGGUCAUGGGAUUGGGGCAAUGUUGAUGUCUCCUAAGAAUUUUCAUCUUCCAUUCACUACAAAGCUUUGCUUUACCUGCAUGAACAACAUGGUUGAAUAUGAAGCCUACAUAUUUGGGCUAGAGGAGGCUAUUGAGUUAGAGAUUAAAAUCCUUGAGGUAUACGGAGAUUCCGCUCUAGUGAUACAUCAAAUUAGAGGUGAUUGGGAAACGAUACAUUCUAACCUGAUUCCAUACCGGGAUUAUAUGUUGAAGUUACCACCAAAAUUUGACAAAAUAACUUUCUCUCAUAUUCCUCGAGAAGAGAAUCAGAUGGAAAAUGCUCUAGUAACCUUGGCUUCCAUGUUUAAGUUAAUAUGGCCUAACCAUCAGCCUAAUAUUGAAAUCAGGCAUUUCGACGAACCUGCUCAUUGUUUGACAACAACAGAAGAGUCGGAUGAUAAACCCUGGUUUUCGACACCAAGCAUUAUCUGGAGAAGCAAGAAUAUUCGGCAGAGGCUUUCAGCCUUGACAAGAGGAAUAUGCGGAGGUUGGCAUCGAAGUUCUUCUUGA
Lathyrus oleraceus (garden pea) is the source of this 843-nucleotide messenger RNA. RefSeq lists its product as uncharacterized. Gene Ontology annotation, molecular function: RNA-DNA hybrid ribonuclease activity; nucleic acid binding. NCBI's taxonomy places the organism in Eukaryota, Viridiplantae, Streptophyta, Magnoliopsida, Fabales, Fabaceae. The record is from RefSeq and is a predicted model, not a curated record. Bases 1 to 843 code for a protein of 280 amino acids. The transcript has a single exon.